Messenger RNA from Dromaius novaehollandiae (emu), 1413 nucleotides. Its product is annotated as maestro heat-like repeat-containing protein family member 7. NCBI's taxonomy places the organism in Eukaryota, Metazoa, Chordata, Aves, Casuariiformes, Dromaiidae. The transcript has 7 exons. The coding region runs from base 1 to 1413 and encodes 470 amino acids. The record is from RefSeq and is a predicted model, not a curated record. Gene Ontology annotation, cellular component: cytoplasm.
AUGACAGAAGUCAUCCUCACGGCCAUCGAGGGCAUGAGCGACUCCAGCGCCUACGACACCCUGGCAGCUGCCCGCAUGCUGGCUGUGGCCAUGAGACACUCUGCCUCCCGGUUGCAGCACGCAUCUCGCAUCGUGAGGUGCAUCUAUGAGAAUCUGAUGCAUGUCAGCGAGCAGUUGGCCCGGUGUGUUCUGCUUCGGACCCUUCUCCAGCUGACCUCCCUCUACCCGGAGAAGGCGGUCAGGAGCCUGCUGGCAUCCUCUGUGCCGUGUGACAGUGUCGCCGUGGCCAUGUGGCAGGUGAUGGUCUCCCAGCCCACAACAGCAGAGAAGGUCCUGGGGGAGCUGCUCUUCAUGCUGCAGGAGAGGCGCCAGGGCAGGCGGGUCUGCUUUGUCGAAGACGAACCUCACGUCGUGCCCCUGGCCGCAACCAGGGCCCUGCGCGAGAUCCUCCUGCAGCCCACCUUGCAGCAGGGGAAGGCCCUGUUCCCCAUGCUCUGUGUGGCUCUGCUCUUCCAAAUCUCAUUCGCCAUGGAGGCCACGCUGCAGGACGUCGAGGCCUUCUUCAAGACAGACAUUGAGGAGGGCAGAGGCAGCCCCAUAAGCCCUGUCAGGUCCACUCUGCAGGCCCUGCAAGCCCUGCUGCACUGGGCAGGCUAUGGGGAGCAGGUUGGCGUCCUCCACAAGACGGGUGGAUGGGACAUGCUCAUCUGCGCGGAGAGCCACCACCAAGGCAUCACUUUGCUGGCAAGGCAGCUGAGGACCAGCGCCACAAAGGAGUGCCACUGGAUCUUCCACCACCUGCUCCUGGUUCUCAGCAUGAGGGACGUACAGCGGGAAAUCCCCUCCAUGGCUUUCUUCACUGAGCUGCUGAACUGCGCCGAGUUUUCCACCGCUGUGGAUGAGCAGGUGCUGCGCCUCUUCCAAAGGCACCUGAGGACUGGGCGCCUGGUCAUGCGCGGGCUGGUGCUGCGAGGCCUCCUCACGCUGUCGGAGAGCCCUGAGGUGGUGAGCAGGGGCAGUAGGGCAAAGCCGUGUCGACAGCCUGGGGCUGGGCAGGGAGCGGUGGGUCUUUGCUGGCACUCGGGAGCUGUGGGAGCUGCUCUCAACUGCCCCUGUGCUCUUCAUCACCCCCAAGUCCCUGUGGCCCAGUCCUGGGCUCUGUGGCACAAGGAGAAAGGCACCAGCACGUGCCUGAGAGAGCUCCCACUCCCAGGAGACAGGCAGAGAGCCUUCCCAUCACCGCGCCAGGCCAGCGCCAAGGGCUGCUUCCGGGCCCCAAGCCAGCAGCCCUGCAGCACGGAGGUGCGGCAGCGUGCCUCCCGUUGGCAUGGACAUCUCUGCAUGGCCCUGCAUUCUGCUGUGCAUAGGCCGUGGGUGCCCGCAGAGCCCUGGCAUUGGGGCACUGAGCUCUAG